AUGUUUGUUGUACUUUCUCUCUCCUCAGCGUCUCUAUGCCAUGGAGCAUGUGUGGAGGUGGACUCUGACACUGACGCGGUGGUCAACGAAGGCUUUAAGCUGGGCUGUAUCUCCUGUAAAAUGAGGGGCGAGGUGCCCGCCGAGGCCACUGUUGAAUGGUCCUUUAUGCCCAAAGGGGAGAGCGAGUUCACAACAAUCUACAGCUACGAGGAUCUAAUGAGCGACAUCCCGGACGAGAGCUUCUACGAGCGUCUGGACUGGAACGGCAGCAAGAAGACCAAGGACCUGCAGGACGGCUCCAUCUACAUCCUGAACGUGACGUGGAACGACACGGGCACCUACCGCUGCAUCUUCAACCGCACCCUCAUCUUCACCUCCUUCAAGUUCCACAACGACACCACCAAGAUCGUCCACCUCAACGUGGUGCCAAGACUGACCAGGGGGAUAGCGUCCAUCUUGUCCGAGGUGAUGAUGUAUGUCACCAUCGUUGGGCUGCAGGUAUGGCUGGUGGUGGAGAUGAUUUACUGCUACAGGAAGAUAUCAGCGCAAGGCGAGGAAGCAUUGAGAGAGAGCGCGGCGGAGUACUUAGCUAUAGCUUCGGAGAGUAAAGAGAACUGUGCAAUGGUGGCAGUGACAGAAUAGCACUGGUUAAAGAAUGGCUCCAAACGACCAUUAGCUCUCGAUAGCCCUUCAACACUUCUCCACUUCACCCCUUCUUCCAUUAUGACACCAUCUCAUUGUGACACCAUCUCAUUACCCCAUCCAGGAGGACAAGCAGCCAAGAGGCUUGUCCAGAGAACAGAUGGAUGAGAAGUGAAACAGCCAAUGAAAAAAAAGGACAUAUGCUGUAUAUUUGCAUUUAAAUACAGUAGUGUACCAUCUAGCAGUACUAUAAUAUCAAAGAGAGUUGUAUAUACAGUACGUAUGGUUAAUUAUGCAAUCCAAAUCUUCAUUAUAAUACUCCUACAUUAUAUUAAGUUAGUAUUGUACAUUAAGAAUAGCUGCAUGUGUAGUGAUACAUCCUAACCAUGGGCAUUAAUAUGUUUCUUAAGGUCAAUUUCAGGAUUCUAAMGUGUGCUUGUAUCAAAGCAAUUAGAGGUCAGAACUCAACUGCAAUCUGACACAAUGGCUUCAGUAGCCGGUCUUGAUCAGACCUUCAAUGGCUAUUAUGCGCAGAUCCAGACUAGCCUACCGGUAUAUUCAAAAGCAUUCCAAUAAAACCUUAAGUUAAUGAAAUGAGUACCCUGAGGAGUAGUAGCCUAACACACGGUUGACUAGCUGGGAGUACUGGAUUGUACACAUCCAGAGCAACUAUUUCUGUUUGACAACAUCUGUCUACCCUUUAAAGGUUAAAGCAUUAAUGAUCUAGUAAUGUUACCAAUAGUCUUCCUCUUUUUUUGGGACAGGGAUAACUCUCUCAAACUUAAAAAGUACAUUAGGAUCAGGGUAAAUUCACUAUCCAGUGUCUAGUAUAGGACGGUAGAAUGCCUGUACAUACUGUAGAUAGAGGACUGUAGCUAACUAUUUAUCAAUGCAAUGGAAUCAUUUUCACGUAACCGGUGAUUUGCUUAUGUCAGACGAUUUAAGGUAAUUAACAUGGUCAAUUCCUUAAAGCUAUCAUUAUCCACCAAUGUAUCCUUCUAGAAAGUGUCACAUUAUAGCAGUGCCAUUUUAAAAUGUUGAAACUAUCAUUCUACCAUUGUGACUGGAAACCUCAAUAUGCAACAUCCAUACAUUAUACAUAUAUUUAUUGCAGUAUAAUUGUAUUCUCUCCAUAUUUCAUUAAUGCUUUACUUGCUAGAUUUUCCUUACCAUAUUUACAACAAACAAGGGCUUGUGAUAUUAGCUACCAUUUUACUGCCGUGGGAAACUACCACAAUUUGUCCAGUGUGCCUAGAGCAGGAAUGUCUGUGACUGGUCAAAGACCUGAAACGGUUUAGACAAGACGCUAAACUGGUUUAAAACAAGUUAUUUAAUGAAGAUACCUAAUGUGAGCAGAAACUAUACUAUAUACAGUGUUGGCUUAGUGCUCAUAUCAAUCAGUCCCUAUGGAGCAGAAUACAGUGAGUUGCUAUUGAAAACKGACAUCCCUGUCGUUCCUAUUUGGCAGUCAAUUCUGAAUUAUACCUCCAGGGGCAGCAUAACACUGCCUAAUGUGGACUGCCAUCUUGCAUGCAUACUUUCUUGUAUAAUUUCAUUGGGAUCUGGGUUUGCUACAUUUGAAGUACAGAAAAGUGAAAGAAUAAUAGGAUUGUUAUCACAUGAUAACUGCCACACAUGAACAAAUGCUCAUUCUGUAGAAUUAAUGUUCAAGAUUCUGAAUUAUUCAAAAUUCCUUUUAAAAACCUUGACGCCGAUUUGGUCAGGUUAGAGUUUCUAUUCGCCUUUCACAGAACUUCAACAUUAAAUAGCGGAAUAUCUUGGAAAAAACAACAGCCUUAAAACAAGGAAUAAUCUACUUCUGCUGUAAUUAAAAAUGUUUACUGAAGAGAGCUGUUCCAGUUCACAUUACUAUGGAAAUGUUGCUUGCCAAAACAGUCAGCUUUAUACCAUAAUACAAUUGUCAUGUGAUAAUGGAGUAGGCUUUAUGUCUGGUUUAUUAAAUCAAAACAAUCUCUACCUUGUCAGAUUUUUAUAUUUGGGGGAAAUGUUUGUGGGAACUUCUCGGUCUCUGACAAGCAAGACCCUCUUUCGCGCGCAGAGAGAAAUAGACAGACAGAGUGUAAUAAUAUCAUCUAAAGAGCAUAGGGCUACUGAAGUGUGGGACAUAAAUGGCCUGUUGUUCUGGCAUGCAGUCACAUGUUGUAUGGCUGUCACUGUGCUGUGGCUAACCUCAUGAUAGAGUACCUGACUGGAAACUGGUGAUGUCACAGUGAUGUAACAUUUCCAGGAUAAUUGACGGGCUCACUGGGAGUCAGGGGGAUCAGAUAGCCGAUAUUGUAGUCUGUUGACCAUGAACGACUUCGGCAGUGGUCAAACACAAACUUUCCCUUAUGACCUUUCAAACCGCUUUAAUUGACAACUCCCAAAUAUACUUUAAUAUAAUGUACAAGGUGCCUGAGGGUGGCCUUACAGUUAAGGGCCCUGCACAUAUACGUUCUCCCCCCCAUUCUAGCUUUAACUCGACUGAUAGCUACGUUGAGGAAUUUUUUUUAACGUUCUAUGGCUGUGAUAUGUGGCUGUCCCACCUAGCUAUCUUAAGAUGAAUGCACUAAGUUGCUCUGGAUAAGAGCGUCUGCUAAAUGACUAAAAUGUUAAUUGUACGUAUCCUGGCGACUACCAGCCCUACACCGCAUCUCCUUUCUCUCAGUCCCCCCUUUAUUAACAGAGAAGGUAUGAAAUUAACAAACAAACACAGGAGAGUUCAAGUUGUCUCCUUUAAAAAAAAAACGACAAAGUUUGAAGUUCCCCAUCAACUAACGUGUCCUCUGAAGCUCAGAUGGUACAGCAUGGCGCUUGCAACGCCGGAACAGUGRGUUCGAUUCCCGGGACCACUCGUAGGUAUAACGAAUGACUACGUUGCUUUGGGUGAAAGCAUCUACUAAAUGACAUAUUAUGAUAUAUUAUCUAAUACGCUAAGCAGUAUGACCGCCCUUCAACCUAGAGAGAUAGCAGGCCAGAUCAAUUCCUGUGACAUGAAUAGAUUGCAACAGUGUCUCCUGCUCCUUGGUAAUGAUGUAGGCCAGUAGAUCAACUGUGUUUCUAGGUCAAUUGACAGUAUCGAUCUACAUGGACUUUGUCUGAAGUCGCUGUUAUUGGCAGACAWCUAAAAUCAAUGAAAU
This is a messenger RNA of Salvelinus sp. IW2-2015, 3782 nucleotides long. Its product is annotated as sodium channel regulatory subunit beta-1-like. Gene Ontology annotation, cellular component: voltage-gated sodium channel complex. NCBI's taxonomy places the organism in Eukaryota, Metazoa, Chordata, Actinopteri, Salmoniformes, Salmonidae. The record is from RefSeq and is a predicted model, not a curated record. Gene Ontology annotation, molecular function: transmembrane transporter binding; sodium channel inhibitor activity. Gene Ontology annotation, biological process: cardiac muscle cell action potential involved in contraction; sodium ion transport; regulation of heart rate by cardiac conduction.